AUGGCACCAAAGAAGGACGCUAAGAAGGCCGAGCCCGCAAAGAAGGCUGAACCUGCACCUGCACCUGCACCUGCACCUGCCCCCGAACCAGCCCCUGCUCCUGCCCCUGCUGGAGUCGAUCUGGCUGCAGUCAAGGUGGAGUUCACUCCAGACCAGUUGGAGGACUACAAGGAGGCCUUUGGUCUGUUUGACAGAGUAGGUGAUAACAAGGUGGCCUAUAACCAGAUUGCUGACAUUAUGCGUGCUCUGGGACAAAACCCCACCAACAAAGAGGUGAAAAAGAUUCUGGGUAACCCCUCUGCCGAUGAUAUGGCCAAUAAGAGAGUUGAAUUUGAGGCCUUCCUGCCAAUGCUGCAGUUCGUGGUCAACAGCCCAAACAAGGCAAGCUUUGAGGACUACGUUGAGGGUCUGCGUGUCUUUGACAAGGAGGGCAAUGGCACAGUUAUGGGUGCCGAGCUACGUAUUGUCCUGUCCACACUGGGUGAGAAGAUGACAGAGGCUGAGAUUGAUGCUCUUAUGGUCGGACAGGAAGACGAGAACGGAUGUGUGAACUAUGAGGCUUUCGUCAAGCACAUUCUGUCUGUGUAA
Chanos chanos (milkfish) is the source of this 588-nucleotide messenger RNA. RefSeq names its product myosin, light chain 1, alkali; skeletal, fast (gene myl1). The record is from RefSeq and is a predicted model, not a curated record. NCBI's taxonomy places the organism in Eukaryota, Metazoa, Chordata, Actinopteri, Gonorynchiformes, Chanidae. The transcript has 6 exons. Gene Ontology annotation, cellular component: contractile muscle fiber; myosin II complex. The coding region runs from base 1 to 588 and encodes 195 amino acids. Gene Ontology annotation, molecular function: calcium ion binding.